CUGUGCCUGCCACUGGGUUUCUGUACACCCUCACAGCAGUCAUUACUCAAACACACCAUCACAUCCACGCCUGCAGCAGUAAACAUAUGGAGUACUACUGCUUCCUCCUGCUCUGGAUCUGCAGCCAACAUUUAGGGUUUCGUGUCUGCUUCAAUAUUGACAUAAAGAAACCCAGAAUCAUCAAAGGCCCAAAGCAAACCCAAUUUGGAUACACUGUUCAGCAACAUGUUGCUGCUGGAGGAGAUAAAUGGUUAUUAGUGGGUGCCCCAUAUGAAAUGACUGGAACUUACCAAACAGGGGAUGUAUAUAAAUGUGCACUGAGCAAACGGACCAAUGGCAACAAUUGCUCAAAGCUCAAUUUAGGAAAGAUAUCUCUGACCAACGUAUCAGAACGAAAGGACAGAAUGAGGCUGGGAAUGACGCUUGUGUCUAACCCUAAAGACAGCAGCUUUGUGGCUUGUGGCCCAUUAUGGUCAUAUGAGUGUGGCAGCUCUUACUACAGCACUGGAAUAUGCUCCAAAGUUAAUGCAAGCUUCAAGUUUUCCAGGACGAUUAUCCCUGCCUUUCAGAGAUGUGAAACCUUUAUGGACAUAGUCAUUGUUCUUGAUGGCUCCAACUCUAUUUAUCCCUGGUAUGAAGUGCAGGAUUUUCUCAUUAACAUUCUUCAAAAGUUCCAUGUUGGACCAGGUCAAAUACAGGUCGGAGUUGUCCAGUAUGGCGAGAAGGUGGUGCAUGAAUUCCAACUCAGUGAUUACAAAUCAGUAGAGGAGGUGGUAAAAAGGGCACGCAGCAUCGAUCAGCGUGGUGGAGAGGAGACCAACACAGCUCUUGGCAUCAGCACAGCACGCUCACAAGCUUUCAAACAAGGAGGUCGACGUGGUGCCAAGAAGGUAAUGAUUGUUAUAACUGAUGGAGAGUCACAUGACAGCGCGGAUCUUCAGCAGGCCAUUGAGGACAGUGAGAAGGAUGGCAUCACCCGUUAUGCCAUUGCUGUGCUUGGCUACUACAACCGCAGAGGAAUCAAUCCUGAGGCCUUCCUUAAUGAAAUCAAGUACAUCGCCAGCGACCCUGAUGACAAGCACUUCUUUAAUGUGACAGACGAGUCAGCUCUGAAAGACAUUGUCGAUGCACUUGGGGAAAGGAUCUUCAGCCUUGAAGGGACCAGUAAGAAUGGGACUGCAUUUGGCCUCCAGAUGUCUCAGGCAGGUUUUUCCGCACACAACGUGGAGGAUGGCAUUUUGGUGGGUGCAGUCGGUGCUUACGACUGGAAUGGAGCAGUGCUAAAGGAAACACGACAGGGGAAGGUGAUCCCUCCAAAGUCAUCCUACAUGCAGGAGUUUCCUGAAGAACUCAAAAACCAUGGCGCAUACUUAGGGUAUACUGUAACAUCUGUGGUGUCAUCCAGAAAUGGUCGUCUGCUCGUAGCAGGAGCUCCUAGAUUUAACCACACCGGAAAAGUCAUUAUCUUCACUCUGAAGAACACGGGGAACCUCACCAUCCUGCACUCAGUCAAGGGCCACCAGAUUGGCUCCUACUACGGCAGUGAGAUUGCACCUAUGGAUAUAGAUGGAGAUGGUAUAACUGACAACCUUUUAGUGGCAGCCCCGAUGUUCUUCAGUGCAGGCUUGGAGAAAGGGAAGGUCUACAUCUACAGAGUAACUGAGCUGAGUCGUUUCAUUCCCGAAGGAGUAUUGGAAAUCCACAACGGCGGCCAGAACGCACGCUUCGGCUCCUCUCUCGCUCCUGUCCCUGAUCUCAAUGGUGACAGCUUCAACGACUUGGUGGUAGGAGCUCCACUAGAAGAUGACCACAAAGGGGCCAUUUAUGUUUUCUUCACCCAGCACAACAGAAUACUACGGAAAUAUAAACAGAGAAUAGCAGCUUUAGAGUUGGCUGCAGGCCUGCAGUACUUUGGCCGCAGUAUUCAUGGCACCAUGGACAUGAAUGAUGAUGGUUUAGUGGACCUCGCAGUGGGUUCCCUUGGUGCAGUUGUUCUCCUCUGGUCAAAGAGCGUUGUGCGGAUAUAUGCCAAUGUUAGGUUUGAGCCCAGUAAGAUUAACAUCUUUGUGAAAGACUGUCAGCGAGGUGGCAAAGACGUGACCUGCAUGUCAGCUAUUGUGUGCUUCAACAUCACUGCCAGGACAGCCGUUCUUCCCACACAGGAAAUAGGGAUCAGGUAUAACAUCUCCAUUUUGGAGAGGCGUUUCAAUCCUCGGGCCAUAUUGGAUCACCCAAACAAGAUGCAGCCUCAAAACCUGACGCUCCUUCCUGGACACGAGACCUGCGAACACAUCUACUUCCAUGUCAUGGAGACCACAGACUAUGCAAGACCCAUAGUGUUUGCUGCGCAAGUAGGACUGCAAGAUCCAGACCAAGGACCUGUUCUUGAUGACAGCUGGCCUGCUAUUGUAAAAACUGAGCUGCCCUUCUGGAAUGGUUGUGACGAGGACGACCGCUGCCUGCCGGACCUGUCCCUGCAGAGCACAAAUGACCUGAUGACUCGAAAACAGUUCUGUGUUCGUCCUGUGCAGUCUCGUGGCGUUUUCUGCCGCCAUCAGGCCGGAGCAGGGGCGGAGGGAUCGCUGCGGGUGAUUGAGGGAAACAAGAGAAGGAUGGUGGUGGACGUCAAACUGGAGAACAGAGGAGAGAAUGCCUACAAUACUCUUGUCAAUAUCACAUACACACCCAAUCUGCGCUUUUCAAGCCUCAUUGUCAAGGACACAUCAGAAAUAAAAAUUGAGUGUAACACAGACAUGAAGAGAAAUGAGAAGAUUUGCAAUGUCAGUGCACCAUUCAUGCGAGCCAAGUCACAGGUUUUGUUUCGCCUGGAGUUUGAGUUCAGUCGUACCAUCUUCCUGAAGCACCUCAGAGUUCUCCUGGAGGCCAGCAGUGAUGGCGAAGAAGUGAACACAGCAGAUAAUUUUAAUGAGAUCUAUUAUACACUGAAAUAUGAGGGAGACAUUCUCUUUACCAGGGACUCAAUUCCAACACGCUAUGAGAUCAAAUCAGAGCUCUCACUAGAAGAACCUGGGGUCAUCGGCCCUCCUUUUAACUUUACUUUCCAGAUCCAGAACCUUGGAUAUUUUCCAGUUAGAGAUCUGCAGCUGAACAUUGAGAUCCCAGAAAUGACAAAAAAUGGGAACCAGCUCCUGCAGCUAUUUGACUUCCAUAUUGAUCAGAGAGAUGGUACACUCUGUUUACCACCUCAGCAUAUCGCACAGAGCAGAGCUUCCCCUGAGGAUCUCACCCGCUUCUCCCGCUUGAACCGAUCCAACACACUCAUCUUGCCAAUCCAGUGUACGGUGAAUGUUGCCUCCCACAGAGGCAUCGAAGUUCAAAUCACAGGAGCGCUGAGAAUAGACACAUUACACGCACUGAAGUUCAAAAUCCUGGAACUGAUAACGAGUGCUUCAGCGGAGCUCCCCUCGACCAGCCCCAUGUUUUUACAAGAAGAAAAGCCUGUCAGACAUAUAAUCUUGGAGAUCAGGAAGGAGGGAGAUUACAGAAUCCCUACAUGGAUUAUUGUUGGCAGCACCCUGGGAGGGCUCUUAUUGUUAGCUCUUCUCAGCCUGGCUCUGUGGAAGCUUGGAUUCUUCCGCAGACAGAAGCGGAAAGACAAGGAGGAGCAGGAGGCCAAUGGGAAAGUAGCAGAGGAGCGAUAAUGCAGGCUGAGUGAGUCCUGCAGACACCUUUUCCACAGGGGACGAGAGACUCAGGGACCACCUCACCUCCCCCACCGGUCUCCAGCCCCACAGUGGCUGUUACACAGACAGAGCUGCAUGUCAACUGAUGCAAGGCUUAUUCAUUGCACUGGACCUGUCCCACGUCACCAGCCUCUGACCCUCAAGUCAGCACUGUCACACUCACUCAGCACUCUUGCACUGGUACAACAUUGGUCCUUCUUUCAUUUUUGUAUUCCAUUGCCUGUGGUGUUGUCCCUCCACAGAUCUUGGAGCUGUGGUGAUUUUUUUUUUUUUUGUCUUCUGGCCAUAUGUAGAAAUGAAUGGAACUAUUUCUAUUAAUUUGGUUCAACGGUUUUUGGCUAUUUCCUAUUUGUGUAUAUUUAUUUAUCAUUAAUUAAUCUUGUACAAAUGUUUGUACCUAGUAAAACACCUCAUGGGUGACUCUCCACCCAACUGAUGAUGCAAUUGUCAAGGCAUUAUACAGUAAUAAUCAGCAUUGUUUAGUUGUCAGAAUUUAAGAAAGAAGAAAAGAUGCAUGAUGUUUAGCUUUCAGAUAAAUUUCUUUACCAUAGUAAAGGAUGCUCCUGAAUCUUACAUCUUCAAACAGACACACGAUGCUCUAUAAAUAUUUUGAUGCACUUUUUACAUUGUAAAAAAGUAACUUGAAUUUGUAAAUAACCCAGUGCCUUUUUAAAUACCCUUACAGUGUUAUGUUUUCUACAAUAUUUCCCACAUUAUAUAUAUAUAUAUAUAUAUAUAUAUAUAUAUAUAUAUAUAUAUAUAUAUAUAUAUAUAUAUAUAUAUAUAUAAAUCCUUUUUUAAGUUAAGCAAAAAAACUUGGCUUUAUGUCACAUGAUCACAGUAUGAGACAGUUUCAUGCCUUUUAUUGUGCACUGCAUCAGAGCAAAAGGUGUGCAUGAAAUACUAAUUAUAAGCAGAUGGUAUAAAUAUUAGUACAGAAAUAACAUAUGGGCCCAACUGUAAUAUGGUGAAAAGUAAAACAUCCGUAAUGUUUAUUUUUGUCUUUAUUGAUUAUCUAAGGAGUUUCAACUGCAAAAUAAACUGGAAAUGUCCCUCUCACAUUAUUCUUUUAUCAAUCAAUAAUUGAUUCCUGCUAAUGCAAGCUAUACCUGUUGCUGUGCAAUUUAAAAGAAAAGCAAAGAAUAAAUUGAUGUGGAAAUAGA
Messenger RNA from Girardinichthys multiradiatus, 4867 nucleotides. It is a transcript of the gene itga11a, whose product is annotated as integrin, alpha 11a. The record is from RefSeq and is a predicted model, not a curated record. Gene Ontology annotation, biological process: integrin-mediated signaling pathway; cell-cell adhesion; cell-matrix adhesion. Gene Ontology annotation, molecular function: integrin binding. Gene Ontology annotation, cellular component: external side of plasma membrane; integrin complex. The transcript is spliced from 30 exons. Bases 87 to 3662 code for a protein of 1191 amino acids. NCBI's taxonomy places the organism in Eukaryota, Metazoa, Chordata, Actinopteri, Cyprinodontiformes, Goodeidae.